CGGAAGAAGAGGUAGAGGAGUGAUACUUGCUUUGUUCUUUGCUCAAGGCGUUACGAACUAUUCCUGACCGUACUCAAACAGGGUAGGUGUGAGAGGAAUGUCAUCCGGAUCCCCCAGGCCCAGUAAGGAGAAGAAGGCUUCUGAAUCUCAGGAGAAAGUGAGACAGGUGUCUGUGACUACGAGUCAGAAUGUGAACAAGCUUGGUUUUCAUCUGCUGGGCGGCUUAUUCACCGGGAGAGACCGAUGCAACCUCAUCUUCUCACCCAUAUGCCUGGCAACACAGCUGGCUUGUCUGGUAGCCGGCUCAGAGGGCGACACGAAGAAACAGCUGGAGGACGCUUUGCACAUUGACUUGGAUGGUUUGCAGAACAUUAUCCUUAAAUUUAAGGGGGAAAUGGUGGAACACAACUUCUGUGCGGCGCAAAAAGUGUUCCUAGACUCAAGCAUACCCAUGCUGGACACUUUCCGUCACGUAAUUGAGACAAAGUAUAUGACAUCCGCUCAGGACGUGGACUUCAAGGACCCCGCGCACGCUUACGUGGCCGAGAUCAACGAAUGGUCCAAAAGGAGAACGAGCGGAAAGAUCACUUCUGUUGUGUCUAAGCGGACGGUGCCGUCAGCUACGGGAUCUAUGGUCCUCGUAAGCAACGUGUUCUUCAAGGGCCUGUGGAACUACCGAUUUUCCUUGAACAGCACGCAGCAAAUGAAUUUUUAUUUGAAUAGUGACGAUGUGAUGCCAGUGCGCAUGAUGGUGAGAACUGGACGCUACGCAUAUGCCGAAUUUCCCAAGAAGAGCUUACGGGUACUCGAAUUGCCAUACCGCACCUCAAACGUUGCCAUGGUAAUCUUAUUGCCAUGUGAGCACGACGGCCUACCAGCCCUAGAGCAGCUGCUCAUGAAGGAGCCAGAACUUGUUCAGGAAAUCAGCCGACAGCUUCGUCCGCGGGGAAAUGUGCGUCUGGCUCUGCCCAAGUUCGUAUCCUCAGUUCGCUCCAAGCUUCGUAGCGUUCUUGAAGGCUUGGGGGUAAAAGCGGCUUUCUCAGACACGGAAGCCCUCUUCACUGGCAUCUCGGGCUACAAGGGUCUCUGUGUGACUAACCUCAUACACACAGCCAUGAUAGAGAUUACAGAAGAUGGCAAUGAGCCUCCCCUUUCCACUACCCUGAUGACGGAGGUGGUCUCAAAGAUGACGCCUUCGACUCACUUCAUCGUCGACCGGCCCUUCAUGUUUUACAUCCGCAGCGUGGCUACAGAUGCCAUACUUUUUCUGGGCUGCAUCUGGAAGCCCGACGAGUGGCUGCUGCAAAGCCCAGAUAUAUCCGUCGUCAGCCACUGAAGGCCGCAUUUGACCCGUUAAUGUUCGCACGUGUCUGCUCUUAGUUGUGAAAUUUGGUUCAGGUUCAUAUCGAGAAAAUCCAUCCCACACUAUUCAAAUCCAAGCAUUCUCAGUUUUAUUCAGUUAUAGGCUCAUAUACCGUCCUUCCAGCCAUGUGAAAGAAAGAAGUCUUCAAAUUUUCUGCUGUACGGCCAGGAAUGUUGAAAAAAUUCGCCAUCCAAUACAAUUAAUUCUGUAUGG
Ornithodoros turicata is the source of this 1576-nucleotide messenger RNA. RefSeq names its product ovalbumin-related protein X-like. Lineage: Eukaryota; Metazoa; Arthropoda; Arachnida; Ixodida; Argasidae. The record is from RefSeq and is a predicted model, not a curated record. The coding region runs from base 98 to 1336 and encodes 412 amino acids. Gene Ontology annotation, molecular function: serine-type endopeptidase inhibitor activity. The transcript is spliced from 7 exons.